ACGAAAAAAAAAAAAAAGAGGUGAAAGAGAAAUUGUUAUGACAGAGUUUGUAUAGUUAACACCCUUUUUACAGUUCUAAUUUAUUAUAGAUUCCAAUUCAUAAGUUAUAGUAUAAAUCAAGAUGUUCAGAUUAGCCUUACGUUCUACUGUUGCACCAGUUUCCAGAUUAGCUUUAGCUUCCAAAUCAAUGGUUACACCAAUCAGAUUCUAUGCUGCUGCUCCAUUAACUAAAGAAGAAGUUACUCAAAGAGCCUUUGAAGCUUUAAAGACUGUUGCUGCUGUUCAAGAAUCCAAAUUAAGCUUAGAAGCUACUUUCAAACAAGAUUUAGGAUUAGAUUCUUUAGAUGUCAUUGAAACUUUAGUUGCUUUAGAAGAAGAAUUCGAUUUAGAAAUCCCUGAUAAGAUAUCUGAUGAAAUUAAAACUGUUGGUGAAGCUAUUGAUUAUAUUUUUGAAGAAGAACAAAAAUUAUAAGUAUGAAUAAGAUUAGUAUUGAUCUCAAUGAUUGAUAUCUAUCAUAUUUUCAUUCUUCAUUCAUUCAUUCAUUCAUCCAAUUUAUCCAUUCUUUCAUCUAUCCACCCAUCAUCAUCUUAACUUUUGUAUAUAAUAAUUCUUCUACGAAUCCUUUAGAUUUACCUUUUCUUUUUGUUAUAGCUUAUUUAUAAUGCAAUAAC
Scheffersomyces coipomensis is the source of this 672-nucleotide messenger RNA. RefSeq names its product acyl carrier protein (gene ACP12). Gene Ontology annotation, biological process: fatty acid biosynthetic process. The record is from RefSeq and is a predicted model, not a curated record. Gene Ontology annotation, cellular component: mitochondrion. The transcript has a single exon. Gene Ontology annotation, molecular function: acyl binding; acyl carrier activity. NCBI's taxonomy places the organism in Eukaryota, Fungi, Ascomycota, Pichiomycetes, Serinales, Debaryomycetaceae. The coding region runs from base 122 to 472 and encodes 116 amino acids.